Messenger RNA from Limanda limanda (common dab), 5963 nucleotides. RefSeq names its product ATP-binding cassette, sub-family C (CFTR/MRP), member 10 (gene abcc10). The transcript has 22 exons. The coding region runs from base 68 to 4705 and encodes 1545 amino acids. Gene Ontology annotation, cellular component: membrane. NCBI's taxonomy places the organism in Eukaryota, Metazoa, Chordata, Actinopteri, Pleuronectiformes, Pleuronectidae. Gene Ontology annotation, biological process: transmembrane transport. Gene Ontology annotation, molecular function: ABC-type transporter activity; ATP hydrolysis activity; ATP binding. The record is from RefSeq and is a predicted model, not a curated record.
GGGACAGGACAUCAGCUAGCCGGAAGCCGAUGUUUUCUGGACUGACGGAGGGGAAGUAGGAGGAGGGAUGCCUGACCUCCGACCAGCCCAGCUGCUGUCGGGCCUGUGCCACACGGACCCGGACGACCCCUUCCCUCUGUGGACGCACGGACACGUCAGCUCCUGCUUCAACCAGCUGGUCCUCGGGGCGCUGUCUCACGCUGGGAUGGCCGUGUUCAGCGCCUGCUACCUCGGCGUGGUCAGAUGCAGCCCCCUGCAGACGCCUCCUCCCUGUGGCUGGACCCUCCGGCUGCUGUCGGCUCUGCUGGCUGCGCUGCUCUUCACUGCAGACCUGGUCCUGGUGGGCGUCCUGCAGCAGGAGGACAUGUACCUGGACCUUCUGACGGACAGCUGUGCCAUCCUGGCCUGGCUGGUCCACCUCGGUGCCAUAGCAGCGCUCCAGAGAACCGUCUCCAGGAGAACCAGAGGACCCCUGCUGCUGCUUCUGCUCGUUCUCCUGUCCAUCCCCAACCUUGUCUUCACCCUGAUUAUUUACUGUGAAAGUGACGGAUACUUGAACCUCUCAGAACCUCUCAGACUGGCCCGAUUUGUCCUCGCCGCCGCCCGGACACUCCCUCUCCUGAUGUACCUCCUGGCGUUUGCGUUCCCGUGCAUCAGUGACGCCGGCUACACCUUGUCCACCAACGCUGUGGACGGGUCCCUGCUCCUCCCGGAGAGCGCCCACGCAGACACAGGGGAGAUGGUGGCGGAGGACGGGAGCGGCUGCACCUCUCGACUCUUCUACCUGUGGUUGACUCCGCUGCUCAGGCGAGGGCAGCGAGGAGAGCUGGAGAGACCAGACGAUGUUUAUCAUCUUCCUCGGAAACUUCGGACUAGUGUGGUCUGUCGAUACUUCCAUCAGUGCUGGGAGGCCUGCAGACGAGGGGCCGGGGGCGGAGCCGGAGCCGAUCGGGAUCAGUGGCCCCGGCCGGUGAGCAGGAGCCUCCUGAACGGCACCUGGAGCUCACACCACCUGGAGGAGCCGCUGGAGCUGGAGGGGGAGGUGGGCCUGCUGAGGGUCCUGCACAAGGCGUUUGGGUGGAGGUACUACAUGCUGGGUGGGCUGAAGGUGGUGGUCAACAUGCUGGGCUUCACCGGCCCCCUGCUCCUCAGCAGUCUGGUGAGCUUCAUGGAGGAGGACGACGCCCCGGUGAGCAGAGGAGCCUUGUGCGCGCUCGGGCUCUUUGCCACCACGCUGCUUUCGUCCAUCCUCCGAAACAUCUUCGCCUUCGAGGUUUCCAAGGUGGCGCUGUCGGCCCGCGCCGCUCUGGUGUCGGCCAUCUACGGCAAAGCCCUGCGGGUCAGUGGCAGCAGCCUGGCCAGGAUCAGCAUGGGAGAGGUGGUGAACUUGAUGAGCACCGACACCGACCGGGUGGUCAACUUCUUCAACAGCUUCCACGAGCUGUGGAGUCUGCCCUUCAGCUUCAGCAUCGCCCUCUACCUGCUGUACCUGCAGGUGGGCGUGGCCUUCCUCGGCGGGCUGGGCGUGGCGCUGCUGCUGCUGCCGCUCAAUAAGUUCAUCGCUUCACGAAUCAUCAGCAACAACAAACACAUGCUCGGGUUCAAGGACAGCCGCGUCAAACUCAUGACAGAAAUCCUCUUUGGCAUCCGUGUCAUUAAGUUCUACACCUGGGAGCCUCACUUUAUUCAGAAGGUGGCCGACUGUCGUAAACAAGAGCUGUCCCACCUCAAGGUCAUCAAGUACCUGGACGCCAUGUGCGUGUACACGUGGGCCGCGCUGCCGGUGGUCAUCUCCAUCCUGACCUUCGUGACCUACGUGAUGCUGGGACAUCAGCUGACUGCAGCCAAGGUGUUCACCACGCUGGCUCUGGUGGGAAUGUUGAUCAUCCCACUCAACUCCUUCCCCUGGGUCCUCAGCAGCGUCCUGGAGUCCAAGGUUUCUCUGGAACGAAUCCAGCGCUUCUUCAAACUGACCAACCAGGAUCUGCAGGCGUACUAUGCUCUGGUCUCUCCGGAGGACGACCAGACGUCGGUUCUGUUGAGCCAGGGGACGUUUUCCUGGCAGGGGCCUGGUGGUCCGGACCAGAGCAGAGAGGCAGGAAGUGAACCUGGAGCCGCUGAAGGGAGUUUGAUGCUGCACAGCCUCAACCUGCACGUCACCAAGGGCUCCCUGGUGGUCGUGGUUGGUAAAGUCGGCUGUGGAAAGAGUUCCUUACUGGCUGCGCUCACUGGAGAACUCAACAGGACGAGCGGCGUGGUUUACGUUGCGGACAGAGACGCCGGCUUCGGGCUGGCGUCUCAGGAGGCGUGGCUCCAGCACGCAUCAGUACGAGACAACAUCCUGUUCGGCAAAGACUACGAUCCCGCCUUCUACCAGGCCGUGGUCGACGCCUGUGCUCUCGCAGAUGACCUCAACGUUUUGCCGAAUGGCGACCGGACAGAAGUGGGUGAGAACGGCGUGACGCUGAGCGGAGGACAGAAGGCUCGGCUGGCGCUCGCCAGAGCUGCGUACAUGGACAAAGACAUCUACCUCCUGGACGAUCCGCUGGCGGCCGUGGACGCGGACGUGGCCGAACACCUGAUGCAGAAAUGCAUCCUGGAGCUUCUCCGGGGAAAGACCAGAAUCCUUUGCACCCAUCGUAUAGAGUUUGUGGACAAAGCUGACAUGGUGGUCCUCAUGGAGAAUGGAACAAUAAUCAAAACAGGUUCUCCAGCAGAAAUCCUCCCGUUGGUCGAGGCUGUGCCGAAAAACCGGAAGAACGACCAGAACGCGAGAGAGAGAGGUGCAGCGAAGCAGGAGGAGGAGGAGGAGCCGGGGGCGUCGCCCGAUCUGUUGGUGGAUGAUGACCCCGAGCAGAUGGGGGCGGAGCAGAAGCAGGCGGGCGGGCUGGCGUGGACCGUCUACCAGACCUACUGGGCAGCUGUGGGCGGAGUGCUGGCCUCCUCCGUCCUGAUGGCGCUGCUCCUCAUGCAAGCCUCUAAGAACGUCUCUGAUUGGUGGCUCUCUCACUGGAUCUCCGAGCUGAGGAACAACGGUUCCACUCCAGUUUCCUUCCUCUCCUCUCAGCUGCUGCUCUUCUCACCCGCACAACUCAUGUCUCCGCUGUCGGCGGUUCAAACCUUCUCGUCCAGCAACCUGAGCUCCGACGUCCGCUUCUAUCUGACCGUGUACGCCUCCAUCGCCGCGGGCAACACCGUCUUCACUGCCCUCCGAUCCGUCCUCUUCGCCUACGGAGGGAUCUGCGCCGCCACAGCCGUCCACAACCGACUCCUGGAUCGGGUCCUGAAGGCCACGCUGACGUUCUUCGACACCACCCCUCUGGGACGGGUCCUGAACCGGUUCUCCUCGGACCUGUACAGCGUGGACGACAGCCUGCCCUUCAUCCUGAACAUCCUGCUCGCCAACCUGUUCGGCCUGCUGGGCAUGCUGGUGGUGAUGAGCUACGGCCUCCCCUGGGUCCUCGUGCCCCUGCUGCCCCUGGCUCUGCUCUACCACCGCACGCAGCACUUCUACCGCCACACGUCCCGGGAGCUGAGGCGCCUGUACAGCCUCACGCUGUCGCCCGUCUACUCGCACUUCUCUGAGACGCUGACUGGGCUCGGAACCAUCCGGGCCAGCGGCAGCUCGGCCAGGUUCGAGGAGGAAAGUGCUAAACGUCUGGAGCAGAACCAACGCUGCCUCUUCCUCAGCAACGCCGCCAUGCAGUGGCUGGACAUCCGCCUGCAGCUGAUCGGAGUGGCGGUGGUCACGGGCCUCGGGGGGAUCGCCGUCGUCCAGCACCAGUUUCACGCCGUCGAUCCAGGUCUGGUGGGUCUGUCCCUGUCCUACGCUCUGUCCAUCACGUCCCUGCUGUCCGGCCUCAUCUUCAGCUUCACGCAGACUGAGAUGCAGCUGGUGAGCGUGGAGCGGACGGAGGAGUACUCCACCGGCCUGCCCACCGAGCCGCAGCACCAGGACGCACAGCUGUCCCCUUCGUGGCCCGAGCAGGGCGGGCUGGAGUACCGCGGCGCGGUCCUGUCGUACAGGGAGGGGCUCCCGAACGCCCUGGACGGGCUGAGCCUGGUGGUGCGGCCCGGGGAGAAGCUGGGCAUCGUGGGACGCACGGGCUCCGGCAAGUCCACGCUGUUCCUGGCCCUGUUCCGUAUGGUGGAGCUGGACCGGGGUCAGAUCCUCCUGGACGGGCUGGACAUCAGCACGCUGGGCCUGGGUCAGCUCAGGUCCAGGUUGGCCAUUAUCCCUCAGGACCCCUUCCUGUUCAGCGGGACCAUCAGGGAGAAUCUGGACCCGUGUGGACGCCACUCAGACCAGCAGCUGCUGGACGUCCUGGACCAGUGUCACCUCAGCCCUGUGGUGGAGCGGAUGGGUGGUCUGGAUGCUGAGGUUGGAGAGAGAGGGAAAAGCUUCUCCGUGGGCCAGAGGCAGCUCCUGUGUCUGUGCAGAGCUCUGCUGACUCAGGCCAAGCUGCUGUGCAUCGAUGAAGCCACAGCCAGCGUGGACCAGAGGACGGACAAGCUGCUGCAGCAAACCAUCCGGGACAAGUUCCAGGACAAAACCGUCCUCACCAUCGCCCACAGGAUCAACACCAUCCUGGACUGUGACCGCGUGCUGGUGAUGCAUGCUGGGAAGGUGGUGGAGUUCGACACGCCGGCCGCUCUCUGCCGAAGGGACGACUCCAUCUUUCAGCGGCUGGUCGCUGGGAGGUGAGGCCGAGACAACGCAAAGACCCGGAAGGAGGAGAUCUCUCUGAAGUCGUCCAACUUUUCUAUCACAGACUUUAAACACUUUUAUUUUUUCACCCUGGAACGGACGGUACUUCUUUUAUAUGGACAUUUAUUUCUUUUUUAAAUGGACAUUUAUUUCUUUUUUUAAAUGGACAUUUAUUUCUUUUUUAAAUGGAUUAUUUAAUUUAAUAUUAAAUCUGUGUUUUGUUGUUCAGUAAAAAUCUACUUUAUUCUCUCUCCAGUUGCAAAGCUGCGUUCACACAACUUGAGGCCGACCUGGACUUUAUUAGGGAUUGUACAAAUUCAGAUAUUAUACAUUUGUCGAUAUAUAUCGUUAAAUCGGUCGGGCUCCAUAUCUCCAAUACAAUAAUUUAUUUAAAGUUAUAAAAACUGACGCAUCUGAAACUUCGAUCUCCUUUGAUGUUCUUUGUUGACUCGGAUGUUUUUGCUCGGCUGCUUUGUUUCCUCCGGUGGUUUUUCGGUGGAGGAUAAAGUAGCUGAGUGGUUGUGUUCACUUCUGAAUGUUUUGGAUAUAACUUGAACUAUAAGAAGCAGAUUUCCUGUUGGGCGGGGGGGGAGUCGACACUGGUCGGAGGGAAUGUUACUUCCUGUCUUGUUACGUUUGAAAGUCUCAGGACUUGUCGCUGCUGUGUAACAGAGAGUUUAUGGUCAGAAGAUGCAUGAGAAGCUGCUGCAGGUUUCGUGGCCUGAAGGAGUCUGACACUAAUUUAAAUGAAACGUCAGUAAUAUCACAGUGGCAGUUAAAGAUUAAUUUAAAAGGUUAAUUUAACCUAGGUGCAGUUAUCUGACUGUAGAUCAGUUGCCUCAGCUCUGCUCUACAAGCGACUCUUUGAAAUAAUAACAGACUCUAUAAGUUCCUCAGGGAAGCUGUCUCUGUGACUCUUGUGUUUUAUCUUCAGAGACUAAAGUGUGACCUGAUAUCUGGAGCUACGCUGAUGAUGCACUGUUCUACGUUUAUGUGGAAACAAAUGAGGCAAUGAAGCUGCUCUGUCUCUUUAUGUCAAUAAAUGGGUAAUUUUGAAAGAAGUUAAUUAUCUUCUAAUUUACUUUUUCCAUUAGGAGCAAAGGAAGCGUUUGUGGCUCUGUAGCUGAAAACGAUGAGCAUGAAAAUUGUAUAACUUUAUUUUAAGUUAUAAAUCUCAUUUAAACAAUGUGAUUAAACAAGCCGUUUUUCCCAGUUUCAUUCAAUUCGCGGCUUAACUUUGGAAAAUUUGACCAAA